ACGAAUGCGGAAAUCGACGUGAAAUAACACUAAUACUAAUGUUUGGCGAGGUGUUUCACCAGUUUAUUUUUAUAUAAGUAAUAGAUUCAGCUCCUAUGAAGUGAUUUCAGAUCAUCAGCGAACUGUAGCUCCAGACUGACACUGAAGGGAACAGAUACAGGACCUUCACUUACAGUAACAUACCAACGAAGUCUUGCAACUUCCUGUUCAACAUUUAAGGUUCCUGUGAUGGCAAGACAAUUAAAGAACAACACUGGGGAAAGAAAACUGAGAGUAACCCUUCUGAGUGCUGAAUGGAAAGCUUCAAGCAAUGGAGACUUGACAACCAUCAACAGAGAGCUAGCAAUACAGAUGGCUAAACAUUCCAAUGUGGAAGUCAGUGUCUUCUUACCUCAGUGUAGUGAAGAGGACAAGAGAGAUGCUGAUAGUUACAAUGUUAAACUCAUUGAAGCUGUUAAACUGUCUGGUUUCGAACCAGUUGAUUGGCUAGCCUCUUUACCUGAUGGCCAUGCUAUGGAUUGUGUUCUAGGACAUGGAGUAGCUCUUGGUCGGCAAAUUCAAAUCAUAAAGAAAAAUCCAAAUUACAGGCAUUGCAAAUGGAUUCAAGUUGUCCAUACUGCCCCUGAAGAAAUUGGCAUGUACAAAAGCAUUUCUGAAGGUCAACAAAUGCAGCAAACAGAAAUAGAACUAUGUGAAAUGGCUGAUCAAGUUGUAACAAUUGGCCCCAAGCUAACUGAUGCAUAUAAAUGCAAACUCAGAGAACAAGAUGUUCUUAACCUGACGCCAAGUAUUUUCACUGAAUUUACAGAUGUGCAGCAAGCUAGUGAUGAAAGAAAAAAAUUUUGUGUCUUGGUAACUGAGAGUGGUGAUGGUGAAGAUUUUGAUGUCAAAGGAUAUGGCAUAGCAGCGAAAGCUAUUGCUAACCUAAAGGGUGAACCUUACCAACUCAAGUUUGCCUCCAAACAGAGAGGACAGGAAAAUGAAUUAAAACACAAGUUACUUCAGUGUGGUAUUGAUUCUAAACAGCUAAUUAUCUCCAGCUUUGAUGAAAGCAGGAAAACGGCAGCCAACUUAUUCUCUAUGGUGGAUAUUGCUAUAUUGCCCUCAAAAACUGAGGGAUUCGGGUUGAGUGCUCUCAAAGCCAUAUCUGCUGGUCUUCCAGUACUUGUCAGUGGUAACUCAGGAAUUGCAGAAGCCUUAAGGGAGGUGCCUAAUGGGUCACAGUGUAUAGUGGAUUCAGAGGAUCCUGCAGACUGGGCCAGAGCAAUAAAGGCUGUGCGUAACAAAAAAAGGAAUGUACGACUUACAGAGGCUAAGAUUCUUCGUGAAAACUAUUUGCAGCAGUUCAGCUGGAAGGAGCCGUGUGCUUUCCUAGUUGAAAAGAUGUGCAAUCUUGCAUUUGGCAUGUUGCCUCUUCCUGGAUCUUCCACCUUUGAUCCUGAAGAAGAACUAGAAGAGCCACCUAUGAAACUCCAAAGAAUGGAAGGUACUUCACCCUCCACCUUACUGUCCACUUCUGGUCACAAAAGAAAACAGGAAGUAAGGCAGAGCACUGUGAAACUUCAGGAAAAGAAAGGUAAUUCACCCUCCACCUUACUGUCCACUUCUGGUCACAAAAGAAAACUGGAAGUAAGGCAGAGCACUGUGAAACUUCAGGAAAAGAAAGAUCAGUGGCAGUAA
This is a messenger RNA of Pocillopora verrucosa, 1680 nucleotides long. The record is from RefSeq and is a predicted model, not a curated record. NCBI's taxonomy places the organism in Eukaryota, Metazoa, Cnidaria, Anthozoa, Scleractinia, Pocilloporidae.